CUCUGUCCAGCCCCGCCCCGUCUCGGUGGUUUCUCGGGGCCGCUCUGUCCAGCCCCGCCCCGUCUCGGUGGCCCCUCGGCGGCGAUGGCUGCUCUGUCGGUGCUCGGGGCUCCCCCGGUCCCCAAAAUCUUCGCCACGUUGGAGGAGGGGCCGAUCCCCGGCGGUAUCAACCCGGGAGAGGCAUGGCUGGAGUCCCACAGCCGCAGCCUCGGACACUUUGUGGACGGAACGUGGCUGAAGCCACCAGGAAGGACAAGCCUGGAAUGCCAGGAGGCCACCACCGGCCGGACGGUGGCAGUGGUGCCGGCAGGGGACAGCUCAGACCUGGCCGUGGCUGUGGCGGCGGCGGCAGCAGCGGCCAAGGCCUGGGCGGGGCUGGCGGCGCCGCAGCGGGGGCAGUGCCUGACCCGGCUGGCUGCCACAUUGGAAGGUGACCGGAGGGCGACAAUGGGGGCCCUGCUGGCCCUGGCUGGGGGGCGGCCGCUCUGCCGGACCCUCGGAGCUGACCUGGACUUGGGGCUGCGGCUGCUCCAGGUGCCUGCGGCGGGGGCCCAGCUUGGCCUCCCUGGCCUGGAGGGCUGGACCCCCAUGGGGGUGGUGGCCGUGGUCCUGGGGGGUCCCUGCUCGCUGCCAGCAUUGCUCUGGAAAUUGGGGCCGCUCCUGGCCAUGGGGAACACGGCUCUGGUGUUGUCCCCUGCGGCCGCAGCUCUGCCACUGCUGCUGCUGGGGGAGCUCAGCGGGGAGGGAGGGGUGCUGCCUCCCGGCGUCAUCAACGUCCUGGCAGGACCCCCAGAGCUGUGCCAGGCCCUGCGUGCCCACUCCGAAGUCACCUCUGUCACCUUCCUUGGAGCCCCCCAGGAGGAGCUGCAGGCCCUGGUUUGGGGGUCCCCGUGCCGGGGGCCACGCCUGGGGGUUCCGUGCGGGGGCCGCAUCGUUGUCAUCGUCCUUGACUCGGCCGACCUGGACAGUGCGGCCGCCGCCAUCGCUGCCACUGCUGCCACCCCCCCGGUGCUGUUCCCGUGGGGGGGGUGCGUGGUGCUGGCUCAGGAUGCGGUGGGAGCAGCGCUGGAGCGGCGGCUCCGGGCCCGGCUCGGGGGGCUGCGGCUUGGGGACCCUAUGGACCCGAAAACGGAGGUGGGGCCGCUGCCCCCUGGGACCUGCCUGCCUGAGGGGGUGGUGCAGGAGGCGCAGGAGGAGGGGGCUCAGGUUUUCCAGGCUGCACUGCCACCACUGCCGGCGGGGGGCCAUCGUUUCUACCCCCCGACGCUGAUCUCAGGGGUGGCCCCCACCUUGUGCUGCCUGCGGGAGCCGGCCCCAGGGCCACUGCUGGUGCUGCUGCCCGUGCGUGGCCCCACUGAGGCCGUGGCCGUGGCCUCAGCACUGCCCCAAACCGCAGCUGCUGCCGUCUGGGCCCAGGACAUCACCGUGGCCUUGGACACGGCGGACAGGCUGCCCCAGGGGCUAGUGUGGCUCAACGCCCUGGACCUGCUGGACCCCAGCGGGGGCUGCGCUGGGGGGGCCACAGACACUGACCUGGAUGAGGCGCUGCGAGAGUUCGGGUGCCCCCCCUGGGAACAACCCCCCAAGGUGGAUGAGCGGCUCAGCCCAUUGGUGACCACGGAUGACCCCGGCUAUCCUGAGCUGGCUCAGGCCGUGGCAGCCGCCCGAGGGGCUGCCCCAGGGUGGGGGCGGCUGCCGGGGGUGUCGCGGGCCCGGGUGUUGCGGGGGGCGUCGGCAGCGCUGGGGGCGGGACACGGGAGCCCCGAGGACGGCGACACCGGCGAUACCGACGGGAGCUCGCAGAGGGCGCUGCUGCGCUGGGCGGCGCGCGCGGAGCGCGGAGGCGGGGCCGUGCAGGACGUGCCCGGGGGGCGGGCCCUGCUGACGCGACGGCCGCUCGGCGUGUUGGGCGUGGUCUGGGGGUGGCCCCGCCCCCUGGAGCUGCAGCUCCUCCUCCCGGCGCUCGCGCUCGGAAACUGUGUCGUGGUGGUAGCGCCCCCCGGCGGCGUCGGUCCCGCGCAACGGCUACGGAAGGCUCUGCUGGGCGCGGGGCUCCCGGGGGGUGCCCUAACGGUGCUUCCCGGGAAUUCCCGGCGGUCCGGAUCCCACCUGGCGCGACAGCACCCGGACGGGCUCUGGCUCUGCGGGGGCGACGCGGAUUGCGACUGGGCCUCUGUCGUGAGUGUCCCACGCGUUUGGGGGGUCCCGGCGGGACUCCUGGGGGCUCCGGGGCAGGGCCCCCCCCCCGGAGCCGAGCGGGAGCUGGAGCUGCGCUGCACUCGUCCCCACUGCCUUUGGCUGCCGGGGGGCGGUCCCUGAGACACCCCCCAGAACCCCCCAAACCUACGGAGGUUUCA
Molecule: messenger RNA, 2357 nt
Organism: Poecile atricapillus (Black-capped chickadee)
Lineage: Eukaryota; Metazoa; Chordata; Aves; Passeriformes; Paridae
Gene: ALDH16A1
Product: aldehyde dehydrogenase 16 family member A1
Exons: 17
Coding region: 85-2319 (744 amino acids)
Molecular function (GO): oxidoreductase activity, acting on the aldehyde or oxo group of donors, NAD or NADP as acceptor
Source: RefSeq, a predicted model, not a curated record